AUGCCAGAGAAUAGCAACGCCAAGGUUCCCAAAGGUAAUUGUGCGAACUUCAUAGAGUGUUUUUUAGAUGGCCAACAGGCUGAACAAGAAUUAGCAUCCAGGACCCUCCGAAUCCAGAACAAACGCUUCUAUCUCGAUGUCAAACAAAAUCGCCGCGGACGAUUUGUGAAAAUUACUGAGGCUGGAAUUGGGGGUCACAAAUCUCGCAUUUUAAUGUCCAUCACUGUGGCACUGGAAAUGCAAGAAAAAUCUUUGGCUCAAGAUGGCCGACUGGCUUCUGAUACAAUCGUGCGCGACAGCCGGCGCUACUAUCUGGAUCUCAAGGAAAAUGAGCGCGGUCGUUUCCUCCGAUUAGCAAUGCUUUCCAUGGGUGUGCGCGACCAUAUUUCUAUUCCUGCUCAGGGUAUGAUUGAGCUGCGCAAUGCAUUGACGGACCUAACGCAAGAGUUUGCCGGGGAUGCGGAGAACGACAUCUUUUCAGACCUGCCGGAAUCCAAAGUUUUGUUCGUUGGCAAUAAAACGUUUUAUUUCGAUGUUGGAUCCAAUCGCUACGGAGUCUAUCUGCGCAUUUCUGAAGUUCGUGCAAACUUGCGAUCAUCCGUCACUAUUCCUGAGCAACAUUGUUCUCGUUUCCGCGACAUCAUUGCAGAACUGGCUAGCAAAAUAUCGACACAAAAAGUCACUAAUGGACCUUCAGUGAACGGAGAUAGUGUGGAGAAACCGGAAGUUGCCGAGGUUGUAGAUAAACCAAAAGCCGCAACCGAACCAGUCAACCCCGGCGAACCGAUACCGGUGGCAUAA
This is a messenger RNA of Echinostoma caproni, 801 nucleotides long. NCBI's taxonomy places the organism in Eukaryota, Metazoa, Platyhelminthes, Trematoda, Plagiorchiida, Echinostomatidae. The record is from the annotation of a GenBank genome assembly.